Molecule: messenger RNA, 1317 nt
Organism: Morchella importuna
Lineage: Eukaryota; Fungi; Ascomycota; Pezizomycetes; Pezizales; Morchellaceae
Exons: 3
Coding region: 1-1317 (438 amino acids)
Biological process (GO): GDP-mannose biosynthetic process; carbohydrate metabolic process
Cellular component (GO): cytosol
Molecular function (GO): mannose-6-phosphate isomerase activity; zinc ion binding
Source: RefSeq, a predicted model, not a curated record
AUGCCCGACUGUAAUUUCAUACGCUUGACCGUCGCCGUAUUACCCUACCCUUAUGGAAAGAAGGGUUCAGACUCCUUAGCAGCCAGAUUUGCUACAGCGACCCCGGAGAACAACUUCGAGAUCGACGAGAACCAGCCGUAUGGUGAAAUAUGGAUGGGAGAUCAUCCCAAUGGUCCGUCCCGUGCCGUCAAAGACAACAAGCCUCUUGCAGACAUAAUCGCCUCUAAUCCAGAAGAAUAUCUGACCUCCGCCGUCUAUGAAAAAUUCAACAAAGACCCCCACCUUCCAUUCCUAUUCAAGAUUCUCUCGUUCCGGAAAGCACUUCCUCUACAAGCCCAUCCCGAUAAAGGUCUCGCCCAGAAGUUAAUGAAACAGGAGAAGCAAGAAAAGGGCAAGAACGAGAAAUUCGUCGAUCCUAACCAUAAGCCUGAGGUUUCGGUUACUGUCUCGGAUCUUUUCCAAGGAUUUGUCGGGUUCAGACCUGUUAGCGAAAUCAAACUUUUUCUUCAAGAGGUACCCGAGCUACGGGCCGCACUGGCAAACGAAGAUGCCGUCAACGAAUUCCUGAAAACUGGUGAAGGAGAAGAAGAGAAGAUGAAAGGGCUGUUGAAGACAUUGUUCUGGAGUCUUUUCAAGAGAGAUAAAGAGACUAUUUCGAAGCUCUGUCAAGCUAUUCUAGGCAGAAUGCAUCUUUUAGGAGAAGAUGCUCUGGGAACUCUCGGGAGAAGCCAGAAUCUGGGCCCGGUUGUGAAGAAGAUGCUCCUGGAUUAUCCCGAAGAUGUUGGAAUGUUUGCAGCAAUAUUCUUCACGAAUUUUGUCCGACUGAAGAAGGGAGAGGGAAUUGCCAUUCCGGCGGAUUGUAUUCAUGCCUAUUUGGAGGGCGAUGUUAUUGAGUGCAUGGCGUGGUCUGAUAAUAUGAUUGCCUGCGGCUUUGGAGAGAAUGAUGACCCUAAGAUAUUCACAAACAUGCUUCUCUACGAAGCCUCUGCUUCAAAGAAGCUCGAGCUCAAACAUCAAACAUGGAGUAAAUCAACGACCGGUAAAACAGAACUGUACGAAGUUCCUAUGCCUGAAUUUGAUCUACUCAAUAUCAAGUUGGAGGAAGACGGCGAAAAAGAGGUGAUAAAUGAGGGAAUCGCAGGACCUAGCGUGUUUCUCUGUUUUGACGGUGAAGUUAGUUUGCAGGGCAUUGAUGGAGAUAACAAAGAAGAGAUUCUGGGGGCUGGACAAGCAGUAUUUAUCAAACCGAACUCUGGCUUCAGUAUUAAGGCUGCUGGCAAAAGGGCAGAGAUGUGGGCAGCAUUUGUGGAGGCUUAG